Synchiropus splendidus (mandarinfish) is the source of this 2255-nucleotide messenger RNA. Its product is annotated as protein ILRUN-like. The coding region runs from base 187 to 1053 and encodes 288 amino acids. Gene Ontology annotation, molecular function: ubiquitin binding. The record is from RefSeq and is a predicted model, not a curated record. Gene Ontology annotation, cellular component: phagophore assembly site. NCBI's taxonomy places the organism in Eukaryota, Metazoa, Chordata, Actinopteri, Syngnathiformes, Callionymidae. Gene Ontology annotation, biological process: macroautophagy. The transcript has 6 exons.
AUAGGAGGGUGGACAGUCACUGGGGAGUUGGUGAGACGCCCCUAUGCACUCUGGGAAACCGAGGCGGCAGAAGGGGUCACGUGACCUGCGCACCGAGGCCCAGCAGUCGAGUUUGUGAUGACAAGUCGAGGCCUCGGACUGAAUUAGGAGAGACUCCCCCCGAUCCCUCCUGGCGAACACUUGACGAUGGAGGCCAUGGACCUGGACUUGGACCAGGAGCUCAUGCAGAAAUUCAGCUGCAUGGGCACGACAGACAAGGACAUCCUCAUAUCGGAGUUCCAGCGGCUGCUCGGGUUCCAGCUCAACCCCGCCGGAUGCGCCUUCUUCCUGGACAUGAACAACUGGAAUUUACAGGCAGCCAUUGGAUCCUACUACGACUUUGAGAGUCCGAACAUCAGUGCGCCGUGCAUGUCCUUUGUAAAAGACGUGACGAUUGGUGAGGGCGAGUCUGUCCCGCCAGAGACGCCUUUCACAAAGACCUGGAGAAUACAGAACACUGGUGCAGAGUCAUGGCCUCCUGGUGUUUCCCUUAAAUAUGUCGGAGGUCACCAGUUUGGUCAUGUCAACAUGGCUAUGGUGAAGGCUCUCGUCCCUCAAGAGAUGACGGAUGUCAGUAUACAGAUGCAGAGCCCCGCCUCUCCGGGGAUAUACCAGGGUCAGUGGAGGAUGUGCACGGCUUCUGGACUGUACUUUGGAGAUAUAAUCUGGGUGAUCCUGAGUGUCGAGGUCGGAGGUCUUCUGGGUGUCACUCAGCAGCUUUCCUCUUUCCAAGCCGAGUUCACCACCCAACCCAACCGCAACCUGCAGGGCGACUACAACCCCUUCGCCUCACCAGAGAAAACAAAGUGCCCUAACAGCAACGGCAACAUCCACAGUGACGGCGACCAUAAAGAGCAGCAACACUGGCAGGGGAACCCGGACCAGCGGCAGCCGGAGCUGAACGGACUUUCACACAACUCUGUGGAUUUACUAUCAAACAGCCUGCAAAACAAUCUUUCAGUAGUCACUUGCAACCAGGGUAUACAGGAGCCCUUUCCUUUUGGACAAUCUUAAACUUGGGACUUUUCUGCAACAGGAAUACAAACCAAUGACUUUAUUUCGACGGAACAGCCACAAUCAGAAGAGUGGUUAAAAUUGCAUUAGGUUUUGCCGCAGAUCCAGAGUUCGACCCGCCUGACAUGCAGCUCUACAAACACCCCGCCCCCCUCUGUAUGCACAUGUGAAUGCUAAGUUAAAAUGAGUGCUGAGACUGUGAGUGAUGACUUUUUAUUUUCAGGUCAUGCUGGUUGUUUGAGUGCAGAGAGAAAGUCGCAACAUGAUCUGUGUGUGUGGGUGUGUGUGUUCAGCAUCCUGAGAGAAGAUUGGAGGAGAAGCCAUUUUUGUUGCCAACUGAUUCUGCUCUGACAUUUGACUCACGCACCAGCUCCCACCUCUCGCAAGUAAAGCAUCUAACACUAGGAAUCCUUUUUAGUGUCGAUUGGGUCUUAAAGGUGCAGUGGCACUGUCAACAGCAAGGGGGCGACAAAUACAAAGCGACUCGUCACUCAAGUAUCAGAUCAUUUUUUUACACUUGAUAUAGAAUUUCAUGACGUCAUUCAUGUACAAAAACAAUUAAAAACCCUGAACAGGACUAAGUGGUGGUUAACUGACGAUGUAUGCAUGUAUUGUCACAUCACUAUUGGUGAAAUGUUUCCUGUAAUUAAAGUUCACUUAUACUUCCAGAAGGUAAAAUGAUUAAAUUGUGUUAAAUACAAAAGAAUGUUCACAAUGGUCACAAACAAGUUCACUUUAUUUUAAAUCAUAUUUACCCCAAAGCUCAACCAGUAUUUAUAUUGUUUUAAGCCACACCGGCGACAGAAUAUGAACUUCAUGUUUGAGUUGACUGAAACCAGAUCAGCCCAAAUACAAGUUGUUACUGCAGCUGGCUUCAAGAUGUAUGCGCUGAAUAAGAUCAGCUCACUGACGCUCCACACGCUGGAAAGAACUGUCAUGUCGGCUGUCAUGAUGUAGAAUUGGGAAUAAUGUGCUCAAAAAGCCACAAGAGGUGUGGUCAUUAUUUGGGUCCAUUGUGGUUCAAGGCGUCUAAAGAGCAGCGCCGUGUGGUUCGGAUCAUUCUCUCAAACAAAUGAGCAGACUGUCGGGUGAGUCAGUUGGCUUUAGUCACAACGCAAUAGCUUAUUUUUUCAGAGUAUGAGUGCAAAACAUCUGAACGAUUUGUCCUGUUUGCUUGAUGAAUGUAUGAAUAAAUUAUCAUG